This is a messenger RNA of Eremothecium gossypii ATCC 10895, 1704 nucleotides long. It is a transcript of the gene UTP18, whose product is annotated as Utp18p. Gene Ontology annotation, cellular component: small-subunit processome; Pwp2p-containing subcomplex of 90S preribosome. The record is from RefSeq and is marked provisional. The transcript has a single exon. The coding region runs from base 1 to 1704 and encodes 567 amino acids. NCBI's taxonomy places the organism in Eukaryota, Fungi, Ascomycota, Saccharomycetes, Saccharomycetales, Saccharomycetaceae. Gene Ontology annotation, biological process: rRNA processing. Gene Ontology annotation, molecular function: protein binding.
AUGGUUGCAGCGGAGGCAGUACAGGAACUACCCCCAGAUGAAGAAGAACUGGCCUUGGCUAAGCUAGUGUUUGGCGACACAGCAGACUUCCAUGAAGCGCUGCGAAAUGCAGACCUUAAUUAUGUUUCUUCAGAUGAAGACGUAUAUGGCCAGGAGUCGUCCAGUGAUGACGAAGAGGGGACUGAAAUUGGUCACCUGAAUGAUGACCAAUUGUUUUUUGUGGACGAGGGUGCAGAUACCGAGGGAGGAGCAGAUGGAGAACCGGAGGCCAUGGAGGUGGACCAGGUUAGCGAGGAAAGCGACUCCGGAGAGGAAAGCGGUAGCAGCGCUGCAUGGUCAGAUUCGGAUGACGAACACUUAAACGUUACAAUAGGGCAAACCAAUAUGUCUAAGAAGCUGCGGACGACGUAUGCGGAGAAAGAGCUCAGCAGUAGGCAAUAUGUGCAGCGCCUAAGACAGCAAUUUGAGAAAAUUUACCCCAGACCGCUGUGGGUUGAUGAACAUGAGUCGGAGAGCGGGUACGAAAGCAGCGCUAAUGAGGAUAGCGAGCAGCUUGUAGACGGUGACGUGAGUGCACUCGCAAAGAUUCUGCACAACACCUACAGUUACAAGGCCCAAAGCAGUAGUCUCCUUUCGCCGAAGACGCUCGACAUUGUUCGGCUGAAGGAUGCCAACGUGUCUCACCCUUCGCGCUCUGCUAUCCAGUCGCUUUCUUUUCACCCAUUGAAACCACUGUUGCUGACUGGUGGGUAUGACCGUACACUGAGGAUUUAUCACAUAGAUGGUAAGCACAAUCACAUGGUUUCCUCAGUAUACCUUAAGGGGACCCCCGUUCAAACCUGUAAAUUCUAUGUGAGCCCCUCCCAUAGCGAACAAAUGGUCCUCACGGGUGGUAGGAGAAGAUACAUGCAUACAUGGGACCUCAUGAACACAACUGCCCAUGUCGCUAAUAUCAGCAAGAUAUCCAGAAUGUAUGGUCACGAGGAAACGCAACGUUCUUUUGAGAAGUUCAAGCUUGCGCAUUUGCACACCCAGCAGGGAGUGCAUGGGAUUAUACUUCUACAAGGUAACAAUGGAUGGGUGAAUAUUUUGCAUGCUGUGUCGGGUAUUUGGUUGAUGGGCUGCAAAAUUGAGGGUGUCCUGGUAGACUUUUGUGUUGACUAUCAAGCGCAGUCGCAGGGUAAAUUCCGCACCAUUCUAAUUGCUACCAACACCUAUGGACAGGUGUGGGAGUUCGACCUCACGGACGGAGGCUCUGUCAUGAAAAAGUGGAACGACGACGGCGGUGUGGCGAUCACCACCAUCCAAGUUGGUGGUGGGACGAGUACCUCUCAUAUCUUGUCUUCUGACAAGGUAAGGCAAAAUAGGUGGCUCGCGUUGGGCAGCGAGUCAGGCUUCGUGAACGUAUACGAUAGGCAAUCGUCGUCUGCGAAGCCUGUCGCCACGUUAUCUCAGUUGACGACCACUAUCUCCUCCUUAGAAUUUUCUCCAGAUGGGCAGGUAUUGUGCAUUGCCUCCAGAGCUGCAAAGGACGCGCUGCGGCUUGUCCAUCUACCUACAUGUUCUGUCUUCUCGAACUGGCCCACGAGCGGCACACCAUUGGGGAAGGUGACCAGUGUCGCCUUUUCCACCCAUGGUGAGAUGCUGGCCGUGGGCAAUGAACAGGGCAAAGUGAGAUUAUGGAGGCUGAAUCAUUAUCAAUGA